GUGUGUGUGUGUGCACGUCAGCAGCUUAGCUUGCCUCUUCAUCUGCUGCCACAAGUGUGUGUGUGUGUGUUUUGAGUGCCCAUCCUUCGGCAUGAAUGUCCAACAUGGAGCCACUGAGGAUUUCUCCACCAGGAACCCUCAGGACGACUUUGAGAUCCUGUUGAGGGUCGGAUGGGGAACCUACGGGGACGUUUACAAGGCCCGUAAUAAGCAGACUGGAGACAUGGCAGCUAUUAAGAUUAUCACGAUGGAACCAGACGAUGACUUUUCCACCAUUGAGCAGGAAAUAGUCAUUGUGAAGAGCUGCAAGCAUGCCAACAUUGUGGCGUAUCAUGGCAGCUACAUACGUGCUAAUACGCUGUGGAUCUGCAUGGAGUUCUGUGGGGGAGGGUCCCUGCAGGAUGUCUAUAGCGUGGCCGGCCCGCUGUCGGAGACACAGAUUGCCUACGUCUGCAGAGAAAUGCUGCAGGGUCUGGACUACCUCCAUUCACAGAGGAAAAUCCACCGGGACAUCAAGGGAGCCAACAUCCUCCUCAACGACCAGGGCGAAGUGAAGUUAGCCGACUUUGGCAUCUCCGCCCAAAUCACGGCUACUCUCGCCCGUCGCAUGUCCUUCAUUGGGUCACCAUAUUGGAUGGCGCCAGAGGUGGCAGCAGUGGAAAUAAAAGGCGGCUACAAUGAACUGUGCGACAUCUGGUCGGUGGGCAUCACGGCAAUCGAGCUUGCAGAACUACAGCCGCCCAUGUUUGACGUCCACCCGCUACGAGUCCUGUUUCUCAUGUCCAAGAGUGGCUACCAACCUCCUAAGCUGAAGGACAAGUCAAAAUGGUCGCCCACGUUCUAUAACUUUGUCAAGGCCAUGUUGGUGAAGAACCCAAAAAAGAGACCCAGUGCCUCCAAGAUACUUUCACACAUAUUUCUGGCGCAGAAGUGCCUGACCCAGGAACUGACCCAGGACCUGCUGGAGAAGUGUCGACACCCGGAGAAAGUCAAAUUCUUCCCGACGACAGAGGACGACGACACAGAGGUACCUGUGUCUGGAUCACUAAAGAGGAUCCAGUCGAUCAACAAACACAGCCGAGCAGAGAGGAAACACUCUCAAACAUUGGAGCAGAUCUACUCUCAGAGGCCCGUGAGGAAACAAAGAGCAGAUCCAACACUGACAUCGUCAGGCGGUUCGCACAGCAUCAACACACAACCACUGAGGGACAAGGACACGGACUCAGACGACGACUAUGAUGAUGUGGAUGUGCCGACCAUGGCGGACACGCGCGUCACAAUGCCAGCUGUCCAGACUCCGCCUCCACUUCCCCCUAAGCCCAAAAUGCGGUCGAGCUCAGAGGAAAUUGUGUGGGUGGAAGACGAGCGGGUCAGCAAAACGCCUUCGCCGUGCGACCCCUCCCCUCUCAUCAGAACCUCCAGUGGGACACACGUACGACCCGCUCUCCACCCACGCGAGAUGCGGCACUCAGACCCCCUGUCCCUGCUGUUGAACAAGCAGUUGCUGGAGCUCCUCCCCCCUGAGUUGCCUCCGAAAGGAAGACGCAGUCCCCCCAAACCCCCCGCCAAGGAGCCUGCUGCUACUGCUGACUGUGUGAGUCCUCUUGUGAAGCCUCUUAUCUAUUUUAAGAAGAUCUUCCAUGGCUGUCCUCUCAAGAUAAAGUGUUCCACAACCUGGGAACACCCAGACACAAAAGACCAGCAUCUCAUCCUGGGAGCAGAGGAGGGUAUCUAUACCCUCAACCUCAACAGUUCAGAAGCCACCAUGGAGCUGUUGUAUCCUGGGAAGUGCACCUGGGUCUACAGUGGCCACAACGUUCUCAUGUCCGUAUCAGGCAAAUCCUCUCAGCUUCACUCACACUCUCUAAAGGAGCUGUACGAGCAGGCACGGAGGGACCAGAGGAUGGUGGUGCUGCCCACGCAUCGGCUGUUGCCGAGGAAGUGCGCCGUGACGUGUAAAAUACCUGAGACAAAGGGCUGCAGGACCUGCUCAGUCGCUGAGAACUUCCUGUGCUGUGCGCUGGAGUCCAGCGUGAUGCUGCUGCAGUGGUACGAGCCAAUGAACAAGUUCAUGCUCAUCAAGCAUUUCGACUUCCCGCUCACCAACCCUCUGCGGGUGUUUGAGAUGGUGCUGGACCCUCAGCAGGAGUACCCACUGGUGUGUAUAGGGGUCACUCGAGGUUCCAGCCCCGCCCUGCCUGCCACUAUAGAAUACAUCAACCUCAACUCCAACACUUCCUGGUUUACACAUGCCGACGUAGCAGAGAAACACUGGCCAAAUGUUGUACAAGUCAACCAGCUGGACAGCAGCUCAUUGCUGGUCCUCUUAGAAAGGUCAGUGCACAUAGUCGACCUGGAGGGGGUGCUAAAGAGCAGCUGGCAAAAUGAGACCAACUUCCCAUGUGAUGUAGAGUCUGUAGUGUACUUUGAGGACACGUUGCUAGCCGUGUGGCGUCACGGCUGGCUUAGGACGGGAAGAGGAAUGGCCGGAGUGUUGGAGGAAACCAUCGACCGCAAAAAGACUUACAGGCUGGUGCAGUCAGACAGGGUGGUCGUCAUGGAGACGCAUCCGACCCAGGACCAGUCAGGGUUGUCCAACUUGUACUUGCUGAAAAUUGCUGAGAAUUAUGUCAUGCUGCCCUGACGCCGGUGCCUGCGCAGAGCAUCAUGGGAUACGUGAUGCCUCCACAAAGGACUGAUUGUGAAGGACCAGCACUUGACUGACUGAUGCCAGGGGAAGUCUGCACGUGUUUAUCCUCAGCUCAGCUUCCUCCGUGGGAUCCAAAACGACGUGUAAACUGACUUUUUUUCUGUCAGUGUAAUGUCAAUAAAGUGCUGCA
Messenger RNA from Doryrhamphus excisus (bluestripe pipefish), 2840 nucleotides. Lineage: Eukaryota; Metazoa; Chordata; Actinopteri; Syngnathiformes; Syngnathidae. The record is from RefSeq and is a predicted model, not a curated record.